AUGGAGACCCAGAGGAACACCCGUUGCCUGGGUAGAUGGUCACCGUUGCUACUUCUACUGGGCCUGGUGAUCCCUCCGGCCACCACUCAGGCCCUCAGCUACAAGGAGGCCGUGCUCCGUGCCGUGGAUGGCCUCAACCAGCGGUCCUCAGAUGAGAAUCUCUACCGCCUCCUGGAGCUGGACCCGCUGCCCAAGGGAGACAAGGACUCUGAUACCCCAAAACCUGUGAGCUUCAUGGUGAAGGAAACUGUGUGCCCCAGGAUAAUGAAGCAGACACCAGAGCAGUGUGACUUCAAGGAGAAUGGGCUGGUGAAACAGUGUGUGGGGACAGUCAUCCUGGACCCAGUCAAGGACUACUUCGACGCCAGCUGUGAUGAGCCCCAGCGUGUCAAAAGAUUUCACAGCGUGGGUAGCCUUAUCCAGAGACAUCAGCAGAUGAUUCGUGACAAGAGUGAAGCAACUCGUCAUGGUAUCAGGAUUAUUACUCGACCUAAGCUCCUUCUAGCAUCCUAGGGUCUGCUUGCCCUGGCUCAGGCUUCAGGAUACUGAAAAAUGAAUUCUUGGGGCCAGCCCAGUGGCGCAGCAAAGUUUUCCUGUUCCGCUUUGGCAGCCCGGGGUUCACUGGUUCUGAUCCCGGGUGAGGACACGGCUCACUUGGCAAGCCAUGCUGUGGCAGGUGUUCCACAUAUAAGGUAGAGGAAGAUGGGCACAGAUGUUAGCUCAGGGCUAAUCUUCCUCAAAUAAAUAAAUAAAUAAAUAAAUAAAUAAAUAAAUUCUUGUGAGAGC
Molecule: messenger RNA, 786 nt
Organism: Equus caballus (horse)
Lineage: Eukaryota; Metazoa; Chordata; Mammalia; Perissodactyla; Equidae
Gene: ECATH-3
Product: myeloid cathelicidin 3
Biological process (GO): antimicrobial humoral immune response mediated by antimicrobial peptide; defense response to Gram-negative bacterium; defense response to Gram-positive bacterium
Cellular component (GO): extracellular region
Molecular function (GO): lipopolysaccharide binding
Source: RefSeq, marked validated